Molecule: messenger RNA, 1960 nt
Organism: Morone saxatilis (striped sea-bass)
Lineage: Eukaryota; Metazoa; Chordata; Actinopteri; Moronidae
Gene: mrpl48
Product: mitochondrial ribosomal protein L48
Exons: 8
Coding region: 141-773 (210 amino acids)
Cellular component (GO): mitochondrial ribosome
Source: RefSeq, a predicted model, not a curated record
AAAAGAGGACGGACUAACUUCCGGUGAGCAGUGGCUGCAGCCUACAUGUGUGUUUGGUGUUUUUACUCUACUUUCAUGUAAAUAACUUACAGAAUCAGACUGCAGCACCUCGUUUACCGCAAACAGAGAGAGGCUGAGUCAUGAAUCCGGCGUUUCGAAAGUUGCAGGUGUCUGUCACACAGCAGGCAUUAGUGUUAAAUCAAGCACUUACAUUAUGCCGGGCCACACCAUCCAUCCAGCAUCCUGCUUGGGCUUCUGUAAGCGAAAGACAAUUUAAAUCCAUGCCGACCGAGGGGAUUGGGAGGUAUAGUCAUCUUAUACCUAGAGAAGCGCCAAAGAAAAAGAAAUAUAAACACCAGAUGAAACCGAUCGCGCCAACAACAGAAAAAGUGUACGGGACUGUAAAUGUGAAAGUGUCAGGUUAUGACAUGACAUUGGUGGAGCACUACUCCCAGUACGUCCACAACCUCUGCAACAGGCUUGGCAUCAAAGUGGCAGAAAGCUAUGCUUUGCCGACCCAGACCACAGAGGUCAUGCUAAUGCAAGAGCAAGGCACCAAGCUGUAUGUCGACUCCACCCUAAGGACUCACGAGCGAGUCGUCCAGUUGAGCCUGCUGAAGACCUCAUUGUGUCCCAUCUUCUUGGAAGUGCUUUUAAAGAAUCAGCCAGAGGGAGUUCAACUCUCUGUGAAGGAGCACACCGAGGCUGAUUACAAAGCACGCUUUAAGGGCCGUCCGGAGCUGGAGGGGCUCGUGGCUCAGAUUAACCAAUAGGACCUGUAGACGGCAGGUGUUGAACGUCAUUAGCAAAGGAAUACCGGUUUGAUUUUGUAUAUUUAUUUCCUGGCAUUCCUAUUAAAGGUGAUUAUUUGAAAUAACUACAGUGUACACAUUCGUAUUUUACAUUCUUUUGUGACCUCUGGAAAAUAAAACCCUGUCUAUUUUUUUCCAACGUUAAGACGAUUCAAUUAUUUUUCUUUAAAGUAAAUGUUGUGCACAAAAAUUAUGUAUACAUGAUUGCAUAUGGAAAUUAAAAAUGUAUUCUUAAUUUGAGAUACUUUGCUCCUAAAACAAUCAUCAGGGGCAACUAACAACUAAUUUCAGUAGGCUACUAUUGGCAAUCCUAUUAUAUGGUUGUUGUUUCUAAUAAAUACAAGAGAACUUUAAAUACUAAAGAUACAUUGUUUAUUUUUCUUGAAAAUAUACAUGGAGACAAGAUGAAAUCACAAGAAAAUCAGUGACACGUGAUUCAAAUGAAUCUAUUUUAUAUUAAAACUGGGUAUUAGCAUGGAUAAAUUAUUUCAGAUCAUUUUGGAACCCUGUUGGGUUUUUGAUUAUACAAAUAAAACAAACAGACUUCAUCUAUUAAUCAAACAAAUCUAACAUUUCAACAACAAGCCUUUAUAAAAGCACAUUACAGCAAAACAUCAAAAUCCAUGUAUUCUUACUUAAAAUGCCCCAUGUACCAAGACUGAGUCCUUGCUGCAGUGACCAUUUGAAUCAGACCUGUGGCCCUCUCCCUCUCUCCCCCUUUCCUGUCUAUCUUCAGCUGUCCAAUAAAAGCCCCCCCCCAAAAAAAAAUACAUACAUAUAUAAAUUCAUACAUAUAUAUAUUAAAAAACAUUCUCUGCCAUUUAAACAUUUAAAUUACAAAAUCAGUGCAUUUAAACACACAUGCACAUUUAUGCACAUGCAUCCUUAACAAGUUCAUUGGGUUUGCUUGACCCAUUUUGCUUAAUGUAAAACAAUGAAUAUUAAAGAAUUAAAAAAAGACUGAUAUUACAAAGAUGUAUAAAGAUACAAAAUUAUUUAAACUGAGAAUACUUUCUUAGUUUCUUUCUUAGUCUUUAGUAGUCGUAAGAGGUUUCAUAAAUCCAUAAACAAAACACUAAAUAAAAAAUAUGUAAAUGAUAAAGUUUUAGGAGCUUAGUUUCCUUAAUAAAGUCUCUCUUUUCAUCUGA